UUCCUUUUUUUUAAAUACAGAUUUUGAUAAAUAAUUGAUUGAAUUAAGAAACAAAAUUAAAGGCCACAACGAGUUAAAUGAGAACUCUUCCUUGUCUUCUCUGCUUCUUGCCGGCCACAGACUAAAGAUCUCAAUUUCUUUUUCAUAGUCAUUUUCACUGCAAUUCAAUCUAAUUCAAUUGUUUGGUAUUAUCUUCAACAUCUGGGCACCGACCGAGUUUGCAUCUUUAUAUUGGAAAGUAGGUGAAUUCUUGAUCUUUUUUUAUUUCCUAUGAGGUGGGUCGAUCUGGUUUUUGAUUUAGUUUAGUGGGUUUGAUUUGUUUUUCUUAUUUGGAUCGGUUGAGAUUGGUGGGUUUGUUUUGGAUUUUGUUAAAGAUUGAGUUUGUGACUGAAAAAAAACUUGCUGGGUUUGAUUUGAAAUGGUCUAUUUUCAUAGCUCAAUAUCGGUUUGCAACUCAGUGGACCAAUCAGUUAUGGCUAAUUCUGUGAAUUCUAGUGAGUUGCAUCCAAAAUCAAGGAACAAAAACCAUGGACAGAACAGUAGGAAGAUGAAUAAUAACAGUCAUAUGAAUUGCUCUAGUAUUCCUGUCUGUGAUCGAUCUCGAUCAGCUGUUGUUGAUGUUGUCAUCUUGAUUGCUGUUAUUAUUUCUUGCGGGUUCUUGCUGUUUCCUUAUAUCAAGAUUAUAACUCUCUUUUUCAUUGAAUUAAUUACUGUUAUGCACUCUGUGUUCAAAGAGGAAAUCUUGAGAAGUCCUGUGAUUUAUGCAUCUGUUGGAGUUGGUACUUUUUUUGCUGCAAUAGCUGUUUGGACAGUGUUCACUUGUACAACUAGGAAAUGCGGGAAUCCGAGCUGCAAAGGGUUGCGAAAAGCUGCGGAAUUCGACAUUCAACUCGAGACGGAAGAGUGUGUCAAGAACUCUAAUAAUGGUAGUUUGGGGAAAGAUGGGGGUGUGAAGAGGGGACUUUUCGAAUUGCCUCGCGAUCAUCAUCGUGAAUUGGAGGCUGAACUUAAGAAGAUGGCGCCGACGAAUGGAAGAGCAGUUCUUGUGUUUCGAGCAAGGUGUGGAUGCUCCGUUGGGAGAUUGGAAGUUCCGGGAUCAAAGAAGCAAAAGAAGAUCAAGAGGUAGGGGGUUACGGAUUUAAAUACAGGCGUAGAAUCAUAAGGGAGAGAGGAGUGUGUUCUCCAAUUGAUCUUCUGAGGAGCUACCUUGUUAUUAAAUAAGCUCAUGGCAAUAAGUUGUAAGAAUCCUUUCUUUCAUAUAUAUAUAUACAUUUGGUUAUAGUGGAGAAUAUAAGAAUCCUUUCUUUCA
Molecule: messenger RNA, 1309 nt
Organism: Mercurialis annua (annual mercury)
Lineage: Eukaryota; Viridiplantae; Streptophyta; Magnoliopsida; Malpighiales; Euphorbiaceae
Exons: 1
Coding region: 419-1126 (235 amino acids)
Source: RefSeq, a predicted model, not a curated record